AUGCGCAUUGCGAGCUUCUUUUCAAUCGCUGCUGCGUUUACAACCACUUUCGCGCAGCUCAGUAGUAAUCUGACGUUGAUCACUGAGGAUUUCGGCGAAAAUCCGACAAAUGUUCCUUUCUAUCUCUACGUUCCUAAAACAAUCCAAAGGCACCCCGCAAUUGUAUUAGGCGUUCAUUGGUGUACAGGAACUGGUCCUGUCUUUUUUGAGAACACUGAAUAUGCAAAAUACGCCGACCAAUUCGGAUAUAUUGUAAUUUAUCCAUCCGCACCUCGAGAAUCGAAGUGCUGGGAUGUCGCAAGCAAUGCAACUUUAACGCAUAACGGAGGAAGUGAUUCCCUUGCCCUCGCCAAUAUGGUGAAAUGGACGUUGAAGAAAUACCAUGGCGAUCCGAAUCGGGUUUUUGUUACGGGGUUGUCUUCAGGAGGCAUGAUGACACAAGUUUUGGUCGCAACCUAUCCCGAUCUCUUCAAAGCGGGAAGCUCCUAUUGCGGUGUCCCUUAUGGCAAGGGACCCGGUGAAUGGAAUAACGUUUGCUCUGAGGGCCGUCUGAUAAAAGCGCCGAAACAAUGGGGAGAUGAUGUUCGUAAUGCUUAUCCUGGGUACAGAGGUCCACGGCCAAAGCUACAGAUUUGGCAUGGAUCCGAAGAUGUCGGUUUGGCGUAUCAAAACUUUCAUGAAUCCAACAAAAUGUGGUCAAAUGUCUUCAAGAUUGAGUUCAAGAAAAACAAUACAAACACGCCGUUCGCCAAUUAUACACAGAUGGUUUUCGGUGAUGGAACCAAAUAUAUAGCAUACUCUGCGGCUGGCAUCGGCCAUGACAUCAAAAUUACUGCCCUGGAUGUUCUUGCAUGGUUUGGGAUUUACAAACCUAGGCCAACGGCGACUGCGACAACUACUGAGCCGUCUGCUCCAACCCGUACCGCCUUACCCUGGGGCAAAUGUGGUGGAAUGACAUACAAGGUUCGCUUUUCUGAUUCUACAAAGUUUUUUUAUGUGAACACUCAAACUGAAUAA
This is a messenger RNA of Orbilia oligospora ATCC 24927, 1017 nucleotides long. RefSeq lists its product as uncharacterized. Gene Ontology annotation, cellular component: extracellular region. Lineage: Eukaryota; Fungi; Ascomycota; Orbiliomycetes; Orbiliales; Orbiliaceae. Gene Ontology annotation, molecular function: hydrolase activity. The record is from RefSeq and is a predicted model, not a curated record. The transcript is spliced from 5 exons. The coding region runs from base 1 to 1017 and encodes 338 amino acids.